GUGGAUGAUUUCGUUUACAUACUUCUACCUUCCUACUGCUAUCAUCGACGUAAUAAUUUUAUAUAAGUUUAUGGGAUUGUAAAUACCUUUAAAUAUUAGGGAAUAAUUACGUUUGAUGUGAUUUUGUGAAGUGAUUUAUCGGUGUAUAAAGAGGAUCUUUAUUAUCUAAACAAACAGAGAAUUGGACAAAAGCAUUUUGGUGUACUUCAAAUUGGGAGUGUUAUUCUAUGAAUAUUAUUGUUUUAAAUUUCUUGGAACUAGAUGAAUAAUAACCAUACAUCGUGAAAAGCAGUGUUCGAAAAUAUUUAUACUAGUUGGAUUGUAUAACCUUGAGAUUUACUAUAUAGCUAUUUGAAUAUACAACUCUAUAGUACCAGCGAUGUGGGUGACUUAGACAUGUCAGCGGCACCCGAGACGCUGUCCGUGGCGUCGGCGUCGAGCACGCGGACGCCCGCAUCGGCGACGGGCGUGCCCGCAUCGGCACCCGCCCCGCCGCGGAAUACGCGCAACAAGCACAUCGUGCACUGGUUCCGCAAGGGUCUGCGCCUUCACGACAACCCUGCGCUUCGAGAAGCUCUUAAAGAUGCUAUCUCCUUCCGCUGCGUCUUCAUCAUAGACCCUUGGUUCGCCAGCUCUUCUAAUGUUGGCAUCAACAAAUGGAGGUUCCUUCUACAAUGUCUGGAGGACUUGGACUGUAGCUUGAAAAAACUGAACUCUCGACUGUUCGUGGUGCGUGGUCAGCCGGCGGACGCGCUACCUAAGUUGUUUCGCGACUGGGGCACCACCACCCUUUCAUUCGAAGAGGACCCAGAGCCCUAUGGCCGAGUGCGCGACCACAACAUCAUGACCAAAUGUCGCGAAGUCGGCAUCAAUGUUGUCUCGCAAGUUUCACACACGUUAUACAAACUGGAUAAAAUAAUUGAGCUGAACGGUGGAAAGGCGCCCUUGACGUAUCAUCAGUUCCAAGCGUUGAUCGCGAGCAUGCCGCCGCCACCGCAGGCCGAGGCCACGAUAUCAGUGCAGACGCUCAGCGGUGCCGUCACACCGCUCUCCGAUGACCACGAGGAGCGCUUUGGAGUCCCGACUUUGGAAGAACUAGGAUUCGAUACAGAGGGUCUAAAGCCACCAGUUUGGAUAGGUGGAGAGAGUGAAGCUCUAGCUAGACUAGAGAGGCAUCUUGAGAGGAAAGCAUGGGUGGCAUCAUUCGGUCGUCCAAAAAUGACACCGCAGUCUCUACUGGCGAGCCAAACCGGCUUGUCUCCAUAUUUGAGAUUUGGAUGUUUAUCAACAAGACUGUUUUAUUACCAAUUGACGGAAUUAUACAAGAGAGUGAAGGGAGUGCGUCCACCAUUGUCGCUACAUGGGCAAAUAUUAUGGCGAGAAUUUUUCUACUGCGCAGCCACUCGCAAUCCAAACUUUGAUCGUAUGGAAGGAAAUCCUAUUUGCGUUCAAAUUCCUUGGGAAAAGAAUCAAGAUGCUCUUGCGAAAUGGGCAAAUGGUCAAACAGGGUUCCCGUGGAUAGAUGCCAUAAUGAUCCAGUUGAGAGAAGAAGGUUGGAUCCACCACUUGGCGCGGCAUGCUGUCGCGUGCUUCCUCACCAGAGGAGAUCUGUGGAUCUCAUGGGAAGAAGGCAUGAAGGUAUUCGACGAGCUGCUUUUGGAUGCGGACUGGUCAGUGAACGCCGGCAUGUGGAUGUGGCUCUCGUGCUCCUCAUUCUUCCAACAGUUCUUCCACUGCUACUGCCCCGUCCGCUUCGGCAGGAAGACUGACCCCAACGGCGAUUUUAUAAGGAGAUACAUUCCCGCUCUGAAGAACAUGCCAACGCGUUAUAUCCACGAGCCAUGGAUGGCCCCGGAGGCGGUGCAGAUCUCGGCGCGGUGUAUGAUUGGACGUGACUACCCGCUGCCCAUGGUCGACCACGCUGAAGCCUCAAAUAUAAACAUCGAGCGCAUCAAACAGGUGUACGCGCUGCUUGCCAAGUACAAACCCCAAGGUACCUUGAACCCCAACCCUGUUCAGAGACCUAAUAUGAUGCAGUCAUCGCCAAGCCCGACGUCUAUCAUCACAAGCAUCAAUCAGUCCAACUACUUGUGCAGUCAGACCCCGGAGCCGCAAUGUCCGCAAUCGUCAUCGACUCCGCAGAAUGCUUCCUACAAAGACAACUCUGCCGUUUUCCAACACCCUAAAAACCAAAUUGAUUCUAACAAACAACCCCAAUUUAAACAAGUUUAUAUUGUACAGAAAACAGAGAACUCCAGCACGAAUACUGACGACAUAUCAGAGAGCACUUUACAACAUCCUCAAAAACGAGAAAAUUUAAACACAAGUUCAUACAAAAAUCAAAGAAUCAACAUGAAAGAUAAUGACGAAAAGUAUAUUUAUAAGAAUUAUACAAACAAUUACAUUCAGAAUUAUUCUAAUGCACAAGAAAUGUACCAAAAUCAACAGCUAAGUACAAAUGAAAUUGUAUAUACUCGACAAGAACUGAAAGUUAACGCUUAUAAUGAAGGAAAACUGAAAUUUUAUAUGGCUGCAAUCUCAGAGAAUGGAAUACGAAUGCAAAGCACAUAUGUACAAAAUGACAUGCGCCAAGAGUAUAAUCCAGUGCCUCUCCAUCAUACCUACAACAAGAGCAGUGCAGAACCUACAAAGACAAAGGAGGAUACCACACAAAUGCAAACUGAUAAGCCUUUCUCACAAGGAACCGAAAAUCAAACUUCUUCAAAAGAGUGCAGAUUUAAGAAAGAUAAUAAUAGCGAAUAGUAUAUAAUAACAGUACCUACUGUUAUUGAAAAUAACUGAACAGUUAUUUAUAAGAUUAUUUUGGUAAUAAAUGUUAAUAGAUAAUGGCCAAAUGAAUUUUAUUUGGUAUAAAUUAAACUUAAAGAUUCCCGCAGACAUGUUUAUACUUUUAUAGUAAUAACUACAUAUUUAGUGCUUACAUUAAAUAUUUAAUGAUGCUACUGUCUUCAUAUGCUGCUGAAGUGCUUUCUUUGCCUUUCUAGAUUUUUCUGUAGGUUUUGUAUUUGUCACUUGAUGUUUACUUCUGUUUAAUUCUUUAUGUAUAGUAUUCAUGAUUGAUACCUGAUUAAAAAAUAACAUAGAAUAAAUAACAAGAAGUUGGAAAUAACCUGGUCGUCAAGAUUAAAAAUAAUUUGUUUUAAGUAAAUACUCACAUUUUCCGGAAUAUGUACAUAUCUUAUAUUUCGACUCUGUACAAACAGUUGUUCAAAUAGGUAUUCAUUUCCUUGAGGAUCACAAUAUACAGCAUUUGCAAAGGUAAUGUUCAUAUAGCUGUAAAUUAUAAAAACAUAUAUUUUUUUUAAUUGCUUUCAAAAUGAAAAAAUGGUAUUGUGGUCCACUUACCCAUCCACCGACUCUACAUGUCCACAAACAUAAGAAUCAUUUCUCAGAUCUACUGUAAUGUUAUGCUCUUGUAAAGAUUUAACUAAACACAACAAGGUGUUAUGAUAAAAAAACUUUUCUUUUGAUGUUCCAACAAACAUGUUUUGAUUUUUAUAAAUCUGAAAUUAAAGGAAAUAAUAAUACAA
Pectinophora gossypiella (pink bollworm) is the source of this 3551-nucleotide messenger RNA. It is a transcript of the gene cry2, whose product is annotated as cryptochrome-1-like. Gene Ontology annotation, cellular component: nucleus; cytoplasm. The record is from RefSeq and is a predicted model, not a curated record. The transcript has 10 exons. Lineage: Eukaryota; Metazoa; Arthropoda; Insecta; Lepidoptera; Gelechiidae. Gene Ontology annotation, biological process: circadian regulation of gene expression; entrainment of circadian clock by photoperiod; negative regulation of DNA-templated transcription. Gene Ontology annotation, molecular function: DNA binding; FAD binding. Bases 397 to 2763 code for a protein of 788 amino acids.